Molecule: messenger RNA, 1978 nt
Organism: Macadamia integrifolia
Lineage: Eukaryota; Viridiplantae; Streptophyta; Magnoliopsida; Proteales; Proteaceae
Product: serine/threonine-protein phosphatase PP1-like
Exons: 4
Coding region: 605-1657 (350 amino acids)
Cellular component (GO): cytoplasm; nucleus
Molecular function (GO): protein serine/threonine phosphatase activity
Source: RefSeq, a predicted model, not a curated record
UGCCAACCACGUUUGUUGUGUCCAUUGGCUGAUCCCAUCAUCGCGCACUUGGCUCUCAAACCCUUACCCUGGUCCUGGCCUCUUCUCCCUCUCUAUCGCUUCCUCUCUGUCCCUCUCUUUCUCGCUCUCUCUUCUCCCGCCCUUCUCUCCUCAACAACUUCAAACCUGCAAGCCCUGAAUGUGGCUUAAAUUUUUCCUACAAUCUGCGGGGGAAAUAAUUUGUGAGAUAGAAAGAGAGAAAGAGAGAGAGAGAGAAUUGAAGGUUUCAACCGCGUUCGAGAUUUGGAACGAAGACAAAGAUAAAAUUAAUUUAGAGAGAGAGAACGACGAAGAACACCGCCGCCGCCGGCAGAAGAUUUUUUUUUUUCCUUGGUGAAGGUUAUUCAAGACGCAUUCAUUGGCCGUCAUGGGAAAAGGACGAAGAAAGGGGUGGAAGAGCUUAUCUUCAGAAGCUGCCCAGAUCGAUUGUAAUCUUUAACAAAUGACAAUUUUCGUUAUUUGGAUCUAAUUGCAAUUUUUCUCAUUGAGAAUUGAGGUUGAGGCUCUCUGAGUGAUCAAUUAAAAAGAUUUGGUGGUUUGGUUUGCGACCAUUUGAUUGGUGAUUAUGACGACGACGAUUGAGGGUCCGAUGGAUCCCACGCUUUUGGACGACAUUAUUCGAAGACUUCUGGAAGGAAAAGGGGGGAAACAGGUUCAAUUAUCGGAGAGUGAGAUCCGGCAGCUCUGCCUCCACGCCAGACAUAUCUUCCUCUACCAGCCCAAUCUCCUUCAUCUCCACGCUCCCAUCAAAAUAUGCGGUGACAUACAUGGACAAUACCAAGAUCUUUUGAGACUGUUUGAAUUUGGUGGCUUCCCCCCUACUGCAAACUAUCUUUUUCUUGGGGAUUAUGUGGAUCGUGGAAAGCAAAGCUUAGAGACUAUAUGUUUGCUUCUAGCCUACAAAGUGAGGUAUCCUAACAAUAUCUUUCUUCUCAGGGGAAACCAUGAAGAUGCAAAAAUCAACAGAGUAUAUGGCUUCUAUGAUGAAUGUAAAAGGAGGUUUAACGUCCGACUAUGGAAGAUUUUCACUGACUGCUUUAAUUGCUUGCCUUCGGCUGCACUCAUUGAUGAAAAGAUAUUGUGCAUGCAUGGAGGUAUCUCACCAGAGAUGGAUAAUUAUAAUCAAAUAAAUAACAUUUCAAGGCCUACUGAGAUUCCAGAUAAUGGUCUCCUUUGUGAUUUGCUUUGGUCUGAUCCUAAUUCCAAUAUUGAGGGCUGGUCUGAGAGUGAUCGAGGUGUGUCAUGCAUGUUUGGAGCUGACAGGGUUGAUGAAUUUUUGGAUAAGAAUGAUCUUGAUCUAAUUUGCCGGGGCCAUCAGGUAGUGGAGGAUGGAUUUGAGUUCUUUGCGAAACAAAGAUUAGUCACAAUAUUUUCAGCUCCAAACUAUGGUGGUGAAUUUGAUAAUGCAGGUGCUUUAUUGAGUGUGGAUGAAGCUUUAAUGUGUUCUUUUGAAAUCUUGAAACCUGUUGAAAACAAACCAGUUGAAAACAAACCAGCUGAAAACAGGCCUGUUGAAAACAAACCUUUAGAAAACAAGCCAGCAUCAUGUAGUGCUAAUACAUCAGGAUUGACUCUUAAGAAGGUUCUCCUAUCAACGGGCUCUCCUGAUUUUCUCUAAGCAGCUCCAGUAAAGUGUAAAAGUUAAGAGUCACCUUUAAAGAUUUGGUUCGUUAAUCGAGAGGGAUGUCUCCUGGGAGCUUGGUUUUGAUGUAGUGUUUUUUUUUUCCCUUUAUGCUUUUCGUUUGGAUCAGCAUCAGCAUCAAUCAAAAACUCUCAUGAAAUCAAAGCUUGUCGAUGAUUCAAGCCUGUAUAAGGUACUGUAGUACACCAUGUGUAAAUUAACAGGUCACAGUAGCCUCUAUACAGGAACUAAAAGGGCUAGUUUGUUUCAGGUUUUUCCUCAAUCAGAAGAUCCAUUGUUGUAGUUGUUUGCAGCUUA